UGCUUCUUCACCUGUAACCCUCCAACAUCCAAGGGCAGGAAGUCUUCAAAGAUUAGCGCAUCAGAUGCCACAGAUUGCUUGAUGAAGUUCAUGAGGGUGGGGAGAAGCUUUGAGACCUUCCUCAAGGAAAAUGGCCCUGCUCAGCCUUUUCUCCUGUGUGUCGGGGAAAGAAAGAACAGUAUCCAGAAUUUCUACAAUGUCUUGGACCAGAAGGUUCCCAAUGUUGAACAUGUCCACCCCCAGCGAGCUAAAGCCUCCCUGCGUGACUCGCAAUGGUAUGGUGAAGUUGCCCUCCAGCCAGCCCAACGGUCUGGGCAGUGCGAGUAUCACUAAGGGGACACCUGCUGCAAAGAACCGCCUGUGCCAGUCCUCAUCUGUACCCUCCAUCCUGCCCCCUCCACCGUCGUCCCUUCCCUACCACCACCACCACCACCUGGACAGCCCUGGCAUGCCCAAUUCAGCAGCCUCUCUCUUGGGCUCUGACUUGGAGCCUGGAAUGCCUCUAGUGAGCUUGAAGCCGUCCUUUCGUCAGCUUCCCCCUCUCACUCUACCGAAACCCAUGUUACUGGAGCGCCAGCUUGUCCUGGAUGAGAAGCUGCUCAACCGAUUGCUCUGGUACUUCACCACAGCUGAAAAAUGUGUGCUGGCACAGGUAUGCAAGACAUGGCGCAAGGUGCUGUACCAGCCGAAGUUCUGGGAGGGAGUGACACCCAUCUUGCAUGCAAAGGAGCUAUAUACCCUGCUGCCCAAUGGGGAGAAGGAGUUUGUCAGUCUGCAGGCCUUUGCCCUGCGUGGCUUCCAAUCUUUCUGCUUAGUGGGCGUGUCAGACCUGGACAUUUGUGAGUUCAUCGACAACUACCCGCUGUCCAAGAAAGGUGUUCGCUCAGUCAGCCUCAAGAGGUCUACCAUCACAGAUGCCGGUUUGGAGGUUAUGUUGGAGCAAAUGCAAGGCCUGAUGCACCUUGAACUCUCAGGCUGCAAUGACUUUACAGAGGCCGGCCUGUGGUCCAGUCUGAAUGCCCGGCUAACUUCCCUCAGUGUCAGUGACUGCAUCAAUGUGGCGGAUGACGCCAUUGCUGCUAUCUCACAGCUCCUGCCCAACCUAUCAGAGUUGAGCCUGCAAGCCUACCACGUCACUGACACGGCCAUGGCCUAUUUCACAGCCAAACAGGGCUACACCACCCACACUCUGCGACUUCACUCCUGCUGGGAGAUCACCAAUCAUGGUGUGGUCAACAUGGUGCACAGCCUUCCCAACCUGACUGCCCUCAGCCUCUCUGGCUGCUCUAAGAUCACUGACGAUGGAGUGGAGCUGGUUGCUGAGAACCUGCGUAAGCUUCGCAGCCUGGACCUGUCCUGGUGCCCUCGGAUCACAGACAUGGCCCUGGAAUACAUUGCCUGUGACCUGCAUAAACUGGAAGAACUGGUGCUAGACAGAUCGUGCACGAAAAGGAGGGGCUGUUCAUAGACACUUCGAUAUGGAGCCUGGAGGAACCAGGGAUUGAACUACCUUAUGAUUAGUGGGCAACCUGCUCGACCUCCUAAGCCAUAGCCGCCAAAACAUUAUUUUGAACGCAGUGUUUGUGUUGUGUUUUUGUAUUUAUUUUUGAGUUUUUAAAAAAAUGAGCCACAUUUUCAGAAAGUGUGUAAACAACUGA
Molecule: messenger RNA, 1658 nt
Organism: Micropterus dolomieu (smallmouth bass)
Lineage: Eukaryota; Metazoa; Chordata; Actinopteri; Centrarchiformes; Centrarchidae
Gene: fbxl16
Product: F-box and leucine-rich repeat protein 16
Exons: 6
Coding region: 131-1468 (445 amino acids)
Biological process (GO): SCF-dependent proteasomal ubiquitin-dependent protein catabolic process
Cellular component (GO): SCF ubiquitin ligase complex
Molecular function (GO): protein binding
Source: RefSeq, a predicted model, not a curated record